Molecule: messenger RNA, 1395 nt
Organism: Acaulospora colombiana
Lineage: Eukaryota; Fungi; Glomeromycota; Glomeromycetes; Diversisporales; Acaulosporaceae
Source: the annotation of a GenBank genome assembly
AUGGCGCCACCCCUAUUACGUCUCCGAUUUUUACUCUCGAUACUCUUGGCAACAGCAUUCCUUUACAUCCUUUGGCCAGGAAACUUUCACUCUUGUAAACAAAAUGUUUGUCCUCAAAAAACGAUCGGAAAUUCAAACUCGGCGCCAGGACCUCUAAUCGAUUCAACGAGGUCCACCAUUAUAACUGAUCAUUCUGGCGCCUUAAAAGAGUACCUGAACCCAAAGGGCUACAUCACCUUUCUCAGUAUAUGGAAGAAACAACAUGAAGCGAUGGUUAAAAGUCUCGUGAGAAGUGCAAAUAUUGCCGUUGCGAAUAAUAGCGUCUACUCGGUAACACUAAAACCACAGUUACCACCAUCCGGCGACCCACAUGACUACAUGUCACUGGGUAGAUACUUUUGGCCAGAUCCAACGAAACCCGACGGUCUACCGUACAUUCGCAAAGACGGCUACCCCAAUCCCGAAUUUUUUACCGUUACCGAUUACGUCUACCUAAGAUUGAUGUUCAGGGAAGUUCAAGAUCUGGGAUAUGCCUACUUCUUUACUCGUAACGAAACUUACGUGACCAAAGCCAUGUACCGAAUACGAGAAUGGUUCUUGGAUCCGAAAACAAAGAUGAAUCCGAACUUGAACUAUGCUGGAUUUCGAAAAGGCCUAGUGUCAGGAUGGAAAACCGGUGUUCUAGACUUUCAUCAAGUGUUCAGAAUGUUACAAGCCAUUCCGUUGUUGAGGUAUUCUCAUCAGUGGGACCCAAGCAUUGAGAUUGGCUUGAAGGCAUGGAUGGUGGAUUAUUAUAAUUGGUUUACGACUUCUAAAAUGGGAAGGGGAGAAGGUAAAGCGUUGAAUAAUCAUGGUACAUUUUACGAUGUGCAAGCCUUAUUUUUACUGGGUUACCUUGGUCGCUACGAAGAGGCAAAAACUUUUGCUCUGCAAUCUCUUAAAAAUCGUGUCGACAAAGGCAUCCUUCCAACCGGUCAACAACCUCACGAGACAUCAAGACCCACAAGUUGGUUCUACUCCAUUUUUAAUUUGCAAGGAUUAUUUCUCCUCGCAGAGAGAACCGAUCACUAUGGCAUCGACGGUUGGAAUUAUGUGGGACCAGAAGGUCAGAGUAUCAAAAAGGCUGUUGAUUUCCUACUGCCUUAUGCACUAAACGACGGCGAAGGAUGGCCGGUAAAAAAUAUCAAGGGAUUUGAGAUGAACGAUUAUGUUAAGAUACUAGAACUGUCCUACAUUAUUUAUGGUGAUGAGAAAUACCUGGAGGCCGUCGAAGAACUGAGGCCAAAGGCCAAGGUGGAACAAGCGGCUGGCGUGAGAUUAGCCAAAUGGGAAGACAAUUAUCUAUGCGACAUGGCUUUAAUGUCUAAUAGAUUAAUUUGGAGUUGCCUGAGUUAG